Molecule: messenger RNA, 919 nt
Organism: Schistocerca piceifrons (Central American locust)
Lineage: Eukaryota; Metazoa; Arthropoda; Insecta; Orthoptera; Acrididae
Product: immunoglobulin superfamily member 21-like
Exons: 5
Coding region: 113-919 (268 amino acids)
Source: RefSeq, a predicted model, not a curated record
UGCACGCGAGUGCGGACGGGGCGAAGCGCGAAGUGCGUGAGCGAAGCGAAGCGAGUCGUACGGCGUCAGUGCACAGUGGUCUCUGCCGGCGGGAGCCGCGGGACAUGAGAACAUGCUGUCGCCGCACGGCUGCUCUCUCGCCUGGCUCUGCUUCCUCUUCGUCUGCGUGACGCCGUCAGAUAUUCUGGAGGACGAGAUCGUGUCGGUGACAGACGUGACCGCGGUGCUAGGGGGGACCAUCGAGCUGCCGUGUGCCCUGCCCACCGAGGGAGAGAUCGCGCUCGUCAUAUGGUUCAAGGAUGGCGCCACCUCUCCAAUCUACAGCGUGGACGCGCGCAACCUGCCGCAGCAGCAGCAGGCGACGCACUGGACGGACGAGCGGUCGCUGGGCGGGCGCUCCUUCUUCCGCGCGGAGGGCAACUCCUCGCGGCUGUCGAUGGAGCGCGUGCGCCAGCAGGACGCCGGCUCCUACCGCUGCCGCAUUGACUUCAAGCGCGCCCCCACCAGGAACUCCGUCGUCAACCUCUUCGUCGUAGUGCCUCCGCACAACAUCACUGUCGUCGACGAACGGGGCAUUGUUGUCCGUGACGUCAUUGGGCCGUUCCCUGAGGGCGCGACACCUCAGCUGACAUGCAUUUCCACGGGAGGCCGGCCGCCGCCCGUGGUGUCGUGGUGGCUGGACGGUGUCGAAGUGAACCGGACGCCGCCGCAGCCGCCUGUGACGGCGGGCAGCGGGCAGCCGACCUCCGGCUACCCGGAGAGCGUGAGCCACGUGAUCCGGCUGCCGCCGCUGGGCCGCCGCUAUCUGCACAGCGAGCUCACCUGCAGGGCCUCCAACCACCCGGAUGUACUGCUCUCCACCAGCGUCGUCAUCGACAUGCUAUGUGAGUACCCGCAGCGCCCGUUCGCAUGUCUGUAA